This is a messenger RNA of Centrocercus urophasianus (Greater sage-grouse), 1680 nucleotides long. It is a transcript of the gene GPR119, whose product is annotated as G protein-coupled receptor 119. Gene Ontology annotation, cellular component: membrane. Lineage: Eukaryota; Metazoa; Chordata; Aves; Galliformes; Phasianidae. The transcript has a single exon. The record is from RefSeq and is a predicted model, not a curated record. Gene Ontology annotation, molecular function: phosphatidylcholine binding; G protein-coupled receptor activity. Bases 220 to 1164 code for a protein of 314 amino acids. Gene Ontology annotation, biological process: G protein-coupled receptor signaling pathway.
UCCGUGGGCACAGCGGGUGCUGUGAGUGCAUCAGUCCCUUCUGGCACAGCAGAACUCUGCUCCGCAGCCUGAGGCACCACCUGGAGAGCGAGGUGCUGCGCUCACAGCCGCCCAUUGCCUGCUUACUGAGCUGUGCCUACUGAGAAGCCCCAGGUGAGGAAUGCUCUAGGGUCGUGCUGUGGACAUACCAUCUUUGGGUUGUGCCCCGCAGUGCCAGACAUGGCUCGCUUGGCCGUGGGAAUCAUCCUUGCUGUGCUGGCUCCGCUCAUCAUCGCCGCCAACGUGCUGGUGGCCAUUGCCCUCCUUCGCCUUAUCUGGAAGACCGGCUGCAAGGGACACUAUUUUGUCCUUAAUCUUGCUGCUGCAGAUGCCAUAGUUGGUUUGUCGGUUGUAGGUCUGGUCAGAGGGGAGUUCUUUGAGCACGUUCAUCCCAAGCAGAUCUUCUGUGUCCUGCGAAUGGCUUUUGUGACAUCCUCUUCUGCUGCUUCUAUCCUGUCCCUGACCCUGGUCGCGUGUUACAGGCACCUGGCAAUCAGAAAGCCUUUCCACUAUCACCAGCUGGUCACGGGCACGCGGGUAGCGCUGCACUUGGUGGCGCUCUGGCUGCUUGCUGGUAUCGUUGGCUUUCUCCCACUCCUUAUCCCAGGCUUUCGGAAGAUCUCCCUCGAGGAAAAAUGCUCCUUCUUCAGAGUCUUCCACCUCAGCUACAUUCUCAUUAUCUCCUGCAUGGGCUUCUUUCCAGUCCUGUUUCUCUUCGUUUACCUCUACUGUGACAUGUUGAAAAUUGCCUCUGUGCACGUGCAACAAAUCCGGGAAGCGGAACGUGCGGGGCUGGCCAGGGGCAGCACCAGUGACAUGAAGGCCAUGCGCACCGUGGCCAUGCUGGUCAGCUGCUUUGUGCUGUCCUGGCUGCCAUUUUUCAUCGCUGGCAUCGUGCAAAUUGUGUGUACCAAGUGCUUCCAUUACGGAGUCAUUGACAGCUACCUCUGGCUGUUGGGACUGUGCAACUCCCUCCUGAACCCCUUGCUCUACUCCUACCGGCAGAAGGACGUGCGGCGGCAGCUCUCCCAGCUGGCUGCUGAUGUGAAGAGGAAAGUCCUUCAUUUGGGGAAGGGUUGCUGUUUCCCCAGCAGAGGGACCGAGUCCAUUCCCACUGCACCGUGAUUGUAGCUCCAGGAUUGAUGUGGUUAGGAGUGGCUACCGUUGGCUUUCUUUCCAGCUUGUCUCCUUCACCAGGACUGUGAACCUGGGGGCUGCCAGCUGUGGAAUAGAUCCUAUAUGGGGUAGGACGGCUCUGCGUGCUUAGACACAGCACAACCAGCACAGCCAGUUCUGCACCAGCUCCAGGGCACCCCAAAUUGCAGGUGCGUGGCACAUGUUGAAUUUUGCUUGGAGAGCUUCAGCAAGAGCAGCUUAGUGUCUGGUGGGACCAAGCCUUCCACAGACUGAGAUCACUCACUUUUCACCUGGCUGUCCCCAGCCCAGACCUGAGAGCCUUCUGCUGUCCCUUCUGCCUUGCAGCACAGCUGUCUGGGCCAGUUUCCCCACCAGCACGUGGGGCAGGGCUGCUCUCACUGUUGGCUCUGUCACUCCCUAUCACUGCCUUACCUAAACCAAACUUGCAAUCCAACACAUGCAAUCUGGGCUGUCCCUCAAACCAUUCUCUGAUUAGGAUCGAUC